AUGUAUUUAAAGGUUAAAGCACCUGCUAAGGCUGGUGCCGUCGCUCCAAUUGAUGUAUACGUUCCAGCAGGUAACACCGGUAUGGAACCCGGAAAAACAUCAUUCUUUCAAGCCCUUGGGGUUCCCACAAAAAUUGCUCGUGGUACAAUUGAAAUCAUCAAUCAAAUGCAUCUGGUGAAGGCGGGUGCUAAAGUUGGAGCAUCUGAAGCUACAUUGUUGAACAUGUUAAAUAUUUCCCCAUUCACUUAUGGGUUGACGGUCGUACAAAUUUACGAUAAUGGUAAUACAUUCAGUCCUUCUGUUCUUGACGUUGAGGAAUCUACUUUGAUCGACCACAUGUUAAGUGGUAUCAAGACGAUUGCAGCUAUUUCGUUGCAAAUUGGAUAUCCUACUGUUGCUUCAGUCCCCCAUUCACUUGUCAAUGGAUUCAAGAAUUUAUUGGCUAUUUCUGUUGCAACAGAAUAUACUUUUGCCGCUUCUGAGAAGGUUAAACAAUAUCUCGCAGAUCCAUCCGCUUUUGCCAUUGCGGCACCGGUCGCCGAAGCCACAGAAUCAAAAGAAGCUGCACCAGCAAAACAAGAAGAACCUGAAGAAGAAUCAGAUGAAGAUAUGGGAUUGGAUCUCUUCGGUUAA
Molecule: messenger RNA, 633 nt
Organism: Racocetra fulgida
Lineage: Eukaryota; Fungi; Glomeromycota; Glomeromycetes; Diversisporales; Gigasporaceae
Source: the annotation of a GenBank genome assembly